UUAUCCCACAAUAUUUUUUUUAAAAAAAAGAAGUUAUUAUUUAAAAAAAAAAAAUCCAAUUUUUUGUUCCUCUCAUUCCAUGGCUCAAUUGAAGAACCAUAAUUUCUGCGGCACAAAAAGAUCGGCCCCCGACGAAUCGGACGAUAUAAUGAAAAUCGAUUCAAAGAAAUCAACGGCCAUGAUUUCAUCUCUCCUCGAGGAUCCAGCGGCCGCGAUUGCCAACACGCGUCACGAAUUCGGCGAACACGGAGGGGUAAACAUGUCAAUUGAAGCCUCCGCUACAUUCACCGUCAUGGAACCGGAAACGAUGCGGCGGAUGUUCUCCGGAGAGUUAGGUCCUGACCGCGAUUUCUUCAUCUACAGCCGUCAUUUCAAUCCAACGGUGUUGAAUCUCAGCCGUCAGAUGGCGGCCUUAGAAGGCACCGCCGCCGCGUACUGCACCGCCAGUGGAAUGUCAGCCAUCGCCUCCGUUCUCCUCCAACUCCUAGCGAGUGGGGACCACGUGGUGGCGAGUAGAACAUUGUACGGUGGGACCCACGCUUUGUUGACCCACUUUUUACCGAGGACAUCGAACAUAACGACGUCGUUUGUGGACAUAGGGGAUUUGAAGGAAGUGGAGAAGGAAAUAGUGGAAGGGAAAACGAAAGUGCUUUAUUUUGAAGCGGUUUCGAAUCCGACGUUGGCGGUGGCGGACAUACCGGAAUUGUGUCGGAUUGGACAUGAAAAUGGGCUGACGGUGGUGGUGGAUAAUACUUUUGCGCCUAUGGUUCUGUCGCCGGCGAGGCUCGGUGCUGACGUUGUCGUUCACAGUAUUUCUAAGUUCAUAAGCGGUGGUGCUGACAUCAUUGCAGGUGCGGUGUGCGGGCCUGCAAAGCUAGUGAACUCGAUGAUGGACCUACGACAGGGGAGCUUGAUGCUUCUGGGGCCGACUAUGAACGCAAAGGUGGCGUUCGAGCUGUCGGAGAGAAUCCCUCACUUGAGCUUGAGAAUGAAGGAACAUUGCAGAAGAGCGUUGGUGUUUGCAGAGCGAAUGAAGGCGGCAGGGCUAAAGGUGAUAUACCCGGGACUAGAAGACCACCCACAACACCAACUAAUGAAGAGCCUCGCGAACCCAGAAUACGGGUUCGGGGGAAUGUUGUGUAUAGACAUGGGGACCGAGGAAAGAGCAAACAAGCUCAUGAAUGUACUCCAAAACACCACCCAAUUUGGGUUCAUGGCUGUCAGUUUAGGGUACUAUGAAACCCUAAUGUCAUGCUCAGGCAGCAGCACAAGCAGUGAAAUGAGUGGAGAGGAAAAGGAAUUGGCUGGAAUCUCACCAGGCCUUGUAAGAAUGUCUAUUGGAUAUAUGGGCACAUUGGACCAAAAAUGGAGCCAAUUUGAGAAGGCUCUUGCCAAAUUGCAAGACAUGGGGCUUCCAUUGUCCAACAAUUAAUCACAAAUUUGGAACCUUAAUUACUGGUUCAGAUCUGUUUUGUUCUUUAUGGGACAUCGGUUUGGACCUCUUCUUUAUAAAACUGAUCGAUUUGGUUUGAUUCUUGGUGUCUACUCUAAAAUCGAUAAAAUCGAAUCGACUUUCACCCAUAAUAUGUAUAGUUGCUUAUUGCUUAUGAGUAUGAUGUUUUGAAAUUAAAGAAUAAA
Messenger RNA from Benincasa hispida (wax gourd), 1638 nucleotides. RefSeq names its product methionine gamma-lyase (gene MGL). The record is from RefSeq and is a predicted model, not a curated record. Lineage: Eukaryota; Viridiplantae; Streptophyta; Magnoliopsida; Cucurbitales; Cucurbitaceae. Gene Ontology annotation, biological process: transsulfuration. Gene Ontology annotation, molecular function: carbon-sulfur lyase activity; pyridoxal phosphate binding. Gene Ontology annotation, cellular component: cytoplasm.